AUGACUGCACCCGUUGCAACCAGAGCCUGGCUCUUUGACCUGCACUGCUCGGUUGGCCUGACUGACUGGGACAUGGGCAAGGAGCUGAAACUGGCUACAACCACCGACCAGUGUUGCCACGACGAUAAACUGAACAAUCAAUAUGUCGCCCGGAGGCCUUCCUCAAAAGCCUCCAGGAGAAAAGAUGAAUUCAUUUGGUAUGACAAAACAUCCGAUACUUUUGUUAAACCAAACCCGUGGCUGUGGGUUAAUCCCAACAUCGCCUGCCCGGUGAAGUACAGAAAAUCUGCAGGUCUGCAAACUUUAGGUGGACCUGCUGAAGAAGUCCAAAAAAAUAGGAUUUCAAAGACCAAACAUGCACCAAAAGAGACCAAGAAUGGAGCCCCUCGUAAACCAGCCAAAACCAGGCGCAGGGGAAGGACGACACUGGAUAAUGGCACACUGAAAUCUGGGUGCUGGCCUCGUCCACCAGUGAAUUACUGCAUCCUCAUCACCUUGGCACUGAGGAGCAGCCCCAGUGGGAGCCUGAAAGUUCAGCAGAUUUACAAUUUUAUCAGGGAGCAUUUCCCCUUCUUUCAGACGGCUCCGGACGGCUGGAAGAACACCAUCCGACACAACCUAUGCUUCAACAGCAGCUUCCACAAAACCUGCAACCAGGUGUGCAGAGACGACAAGAGGAAGUCGUGUUUUUGGCACCUGACCCUGGAGGGCCAACGCCGGCUGAAGGACGACCUCUCCACGGUGACGGGAGAGUCCUUAAGACAGCUGGAGCGGAGCAUGUCCCACCCAGGUGAGUGA
Messenger RNA from Salarias fasciatus (jewelled blenny), 798 nucleotides. Its product is annotated as forkhead box protein N5-like. Gene Ontology annotation, cellular component: nucleus. The transcript is spliced from 6 exons. The coding region runs from base 1 to 798 and encodes 265 amino acids. The record is from RefSeq and is a predicted model, not a curated record. NCBI's taxonomy places the organism in Eukaryota, Metazoa, Chordata, Actinopteri, Blenniiformes, Blenniidae. Gene Ontology annotation, biological process: regulation of DNA-templated transcription. Gene Ontology annotation, molecular function: DNA-binding transcription factor activity; sequence-specific double-stranded DNA binding.